AACAGCGGGCCAAGGCGGGGUAGGGGGAAGGCCUCCAGUAGCCAGUAGCAGCAAAUAAAAGCCAAGUGGAGAUAGAGGAUAUGGAUAUUCGGGAUGAGAAAGAAAAAUCAGUGUGAGUGAGAUUAAACAGGGAGUAAGGAGCAAGUCGCACAGGACCACAGACAGGGGCCUGGGAGGAUUUGGGGCUUCGCCCUAAGGGAGGAGAACAAGGAUAGCCUGAACGGAAAGAAUGGGGGCCUCCCUGCUCCCACGGGCCCGACCUCGCCCUCACAUACGCGGUCAAAGUCCGGGGCGGAGAGGUGGCAGUGACAGUCCACCAGCCCUACGCCCACCGCCCCCAUCGCCGCAGCCACUGAAUCCCUCGACUUGCCCGCGGAACGCUGCUGCUGCGGGCCGAGUUUCCGGCCGGACGUCUGCUCCUUCUUCCCGGGGAACCCGCUCUUCCGCUCCCAGAGUUCCCGCCCACAAUUCAAGUUGGAAAAAUGGAGGGGGUUCGUGAGUCGGUGGCGCUUUCUGCUUCGCGGGACGUGGAGAGCGCGGCCGGGACAGACGAUGGGGCUUCGGUUCUUGCCACCUCCCGAAAAGACUUCCGGGUGCGCUGCACCUCGAAGCGGGCCGUGACGGAAAUGCUAGAACUGUGCGGCCGCUUUGUGCAAAAGCUGGGGGACGCGCUGCCAGAGGAGAUUCGGCAGCCCGUGCUGCGAGAUGCGCAGUGGACUUUUGAAUCAGCUGUGCAAGAGAAUGUCAGCAUUAAUGGGCAAGCAUGGCAGGAAGCUUCAGCCAAUUACUUUAUGGAUUCUGAUAUCAAAGUCCUUGAAGACCAGUUUGAUGAAAUCAUAGUCGAUAUAGCCACAAAACGUAAGCAGUAUCCCAGAAAGAUCCUUGAAUGUGUCAUCAGAAUCAUAAAAGCAAAACAAGAAAUUCUGAAGCAAUACCACCCUGUUGUACAUUCAUUGGACCUACAACAUGACCCUGAUCCAGCCCCUCGUAUGGAAAAUUUGAAAUGCAGAGGAGAAACAAUAGCUAAGGAGAUCAGUGAAGCCAUGAAGUCCUUGCCUGCAUUAAUUGAACAAGGAGAUGGAUUUUCCCAAGUUUUAAAGAUGCAGCCUGUUAUCCAGCUCCAGAGAGUCCACCAAGAAGUGUUUUCCGGUUGUUGUAGGAAACCAGAUGUUAAACCUGAGAGCUUUAUCGCACAAAUAGAAACCACACCAGCAGAGACUUCUGCUAGGAAAGACACUGACUUGGUACUGAGAAGAAAGCGAACUAAAGACUGCCCCCAGAGAAAAUGGUAUCCACUGCGGCCAAAGAGAAUCAGUCUUGACACAUAAACUCUUUUUGUUUAUCUUGGGAGUUGAGAUUAGGCACUAUCAACAUUUAGAUUCCAGCUUAAUGCCUGGACGGGACUUCAUUUAAAACAACAGAUAAGUAGUGAUUCUUUUAUACAAAUAUAGUAGCUCUGUGCUGGGGUAUGAUGUAAUAUUGUAUUUCUUUCCUCACCUUUGCAUUGAUAGUCAGUGAAAAGCGUAUUGUUUGAAUAUUGGCACAAAGCCUAUCAGUGGUCAUUAAGAGUGCAAGCUUUUACUGUCCUUGAAUGCCAUUAACACUUGGCUGCCUUACAGCUUUUAUGGAAUUUCAGAAGUAACAUAUUCCAUUGGGUUUCCUGGAUAUACAUCUUUCUUUUAAAAAAAGAGCUGUGUGACAGUUGUCGUUAUUUAAGGGCUGAAAGUCAUCAUCAGUUCUGCACAGGAGCAGAUGCAGUCCUCCCCUACCCCUGCAAAGCAGUUUGAUUUAUCAAAUUAGCGUUCAGGUGACAAGACUGGCUCUGACUUUGUUACUCUAAGUUCUGCUAAUUUGGAUUUGUGGGAUUAAUUUUAGGAUUUUUUGGUUUUGUUUUAUAAGAUAAAGAAGAUGAUUAUUUGUGUAAAAAUUUCUCUUAGAAAUAAAAAUUGGCACGUAGCCAAUGUUUCUUACCCACACUUCUGUUUUUCAUAGAUCUCUUAACUUUUUUUUUUUUUUUUUUUUUUUGCGGUACGGGGGCCUCUCACUGUUGCGGCCUCUCCCGUUGUGGAGCACAGGCUCCGGAUGCGCAGGCCCAGCGGCCACGGCUCAUGGGCCCAGCCGCUCCGCGGCACGUGGGAUCCUCCCGGACCGGGGCACGAACCCGCGUCCCCUGCAUCGGCAGGCGGACUCUCAACCACUGCGCCACCAGGGAAGCCCCCAUAGAUCUCUUAACUUUUAAACAUAAUUUGACUUGGAACUAAUAGUUUCUUUUCAGGAUUUCUCAUUAUUUCUUUGUAAAUGACUCCAGGUCAAAGAUACAUAUAUCAGAUUAAUACAUUAAACAAAUUGUCAUUGUGGAACAAAUACAGAUGCAAUCAUACUGAACUAUUUUACAUUUAAGAAUGUUUAUAUAUCAAGUAUAUAAUCAUUGGUAGAAGUCUGAGAAAGCUAUAUUGCCUAUACUUCUAACAUUAACUGCAGUUUUUUUUUUUUUUUUUUUUUUUUUUUUGCGGUAUGCAGGCCUCUCACUGUUGUGGCCUCCCCCGUCGCGGAGCACAGGCUCCGGACGUGCAGGCUCCGGACGCGCAGGCUCAGCGGCCAUGGCUCACGGGCCCAGCCGCUCCGCGGCAUAUGGGAUCCUCCCAGACCGGGGCACGAACCCGUAUCCCCUGCAUCGGCAGGCGGACUCUCAACCACUUGCGCCACCAGGGAGGCCCUAACUGCAGUUUUUUAUCUCUUAUUGUGUCUCUUACAUUAAUACAAUGUAGGCAGGGUCAUCUAAUUUGCCAGCUGUUUCCCUAUUGAUGACUGAAUACCUUCAUUCCUUUGCAGAGGAAUUUACUAAUCAUGAGGCUGGAAAAUCCAUACUUCUCUUGUUCAUUAUGUCUUAAUAAUCAUAAAAGUCUGAAUGUGACAGAAAAUCUGUCUCAGUGAAGAAAACUUACAAAGCUACUUUAUCGCAUUCUGUAUUUGAAUGUUACAACUUGAGAUCUGUAUAUUUGUACACAGCAGUGUGUUUUUUAUUAAAAUAA
Molecule: messenger RNA, 3032 nt
Organism: Mesoplodon densirostris (Blainville's beaked whale)
Lineage: Eukaryota; Metazoa; Chordata; Mammalia; Artiodactyla; Ziphiidae
Gene: NSL1
Product: NSL1 component of MIS12 kinetochore complex
Exons: 6
Coding region: 483-1328 (281 amino acids)
Biological process (GO): mitotic sister chromatid segregation
Cellular component (GO): MIS12/MIND type complex; kinetochore
Source: RefSeq, a predicted model, not a curated record